Ilex paraguariensis (yerba mate) is the source of this 236-nucleotide messenger RNA. NCBI's taxonomy places the organism in Eukaryota, Viridiplantae, Streptophyta, Magnoliopsida, Aquifoliales, Aquifoliaceae. The record is from the annotation of a GenBank genome assembly.
UUGAUUUAGCUUUAGUUUCAACUUCUUCUCUCUCUUCCAAUUUGGCUUUAGCUUCUUUCGUCUCUAUUGAUUCAACAGUUGAUGAUGCUGCUUCCACUUUGACAGUCAUUGGCACAAAAGCACUAGUAUCAGUGCCGCUUCAACAUUACAAUCAUCUUACGAGCAGCUUAUGCAGUAGUUGGAGUGGUACGAACGUAGGGGGUGCAAUUUCAUCUUCGCUAGCACUUUUCACCCGG